GUUUUAAGAGUUUAAAGUGUUUAAGUCAAUGCAGACAGUACGGACUGUUUCGUGUGUUUUUAAAGUGAUGUAAAAUGGCUCAGUGAUUGUCGAAUGUAACAUUGUAAUAGCUAACUAACAGUAAUGAACGUUAUUUUGUUCGAGUACAGCGCUUUGUUCUCGAGUAACAGAAAAGAAGCGCCUCAUUUCGCUCCAAUCUCGUGAUUUCGUUCAUCAUGAACAAGAAUCACUGGCGAGUAGUGAUGAGAAACAUGUGCUUUCUGAAACGAGUCAGUUGAGCCGAUAGCUGCGCAAAAUGAUUCACUCUGACGACACUUCCGGUUCAAAAUGAGACGAGAACAACAAACACACUUAAUAAUGACUCCUUUAACAAACCAGCUCCCGAUGCUUUCAUGAAAGUGUCAUCUAUUAAAUGUAAUCUACAGAUGUCUGAAUAAGAAUCGUCACUAGUGUUGUUUAUCUGUAUUAAUCUAGUCCGGUGAUGUAAGAGCGGUUCUCUAUCACUCUCUGACUCUCUGAUCAGUGCACUGGUUACUGAAACAGAUGUAGUUUGGGUUUAUUUUCUCUCAUCUUAAACUUUACAGCGUGUCCAAACACACAGAGAAACUCCUGCUGAAGCACGUGACACACUUUUAUAAAGAUGACGUUAAUCAAAGUGGAGAGUGAAGAGCUGAAGAUUGAAGAAGUAUUCAGAGUCAAACAAGAAGAAACUGAGGAACAAACAGGUCUGAUGACAGUGAAAGAGGAGAGUGAAGCUCUGAACGAAACGGAUGAGAAAUACAAGCUUGAGAAACAUUACGAGUUCAUAACUGAAGAAAACCCAUUUACUUGCUCACAGGCUGAAAAGAAUCAUUUUACCUGUCAUCAGUGUGAGAAAAGUUUUAACCUAAAAGGAAGCCUUAACAGGCACAUGAGAGUUCACACUGGAGAGAAGCCUUACACAUGCCCACAGUGUGGAAACAGUUUCACUCAGAAAGUAAUCCUUAUCAGACACAUGAGAGUUCACACUGGAGAGAAGCCUUACACCUGCCAACAGUGUGGAAAUAGUUUCAAUCUAUAUGGAAACCUUAAAAUCCACAUGAGAGUUCACACUGGAGAAAACCCUUUCACCUGCCAAUGGUGUGGAAAGAGUUUCACUCAAAAAGUAAGCCUUAACAGGCACAUGAUAACUCACACCGGAGAGAAGCCUUUCACCUGCCAACAGUGUGGAAAUGGUUUUAAUCAAAAAGCACACCUUAUCACACACAUGAGAACUCACACCGGGGAGAAGCCUUUCACCUGCCAGCAGUGUGGAAAUGGUUUUAAUCAAAAAAUACACCUUAUCUCACACAUGAGAACUCACAACAGAGAGACAGAGUUGCAAUCAGCUUUAAAGUCUUGAAGUCCAUACGAGAAAUCAAAGGCUGCAUUUACACUUGUCAUUAACAUGCGACCUGUAUCCGGAAGUUGUCCACAUGCACAUUGAAAAGACAAGUGUAAAUGAGCUUCUGAUCGUAAUGUCAUCCAAUAAUCACGUCCUGGUCCAGAGGUAGUCGAGGACGCAUUGUGAUCAGAUCUCAAUGUAAUGUAAACUCAAUCCAGCCAUGAAGUCUGCAUUCGCAGGUCAACGUGAUGCAAAUCCCCGCCCCCUCUCCCGAACUGUCAGAAGAAAGAUGGAGGAUACCAGGCCGUGGAGCGCUAGUGAGACUCCUACACUUAACUCCGUGUCUACACUGAACGUGACGGUUGUUGUGCUGCGCUGCAACAGCAUGAGGCUCUCCACACUGAACUGUUGCAAAUCAUUUGUUCUUUGUGUCAGUACCUCAUAAACAGAAUGAAACAGCAGUUUACUGUCUGGGAUUUGUCGUGUCGCGCCACAUCCAGUGUAGACCGCAUCACUGAUGAUAUUAUUUUGUGACGUGUAAGACUCAUUUAAAUAUUGCACGGGAAAGAGGGAUCUGAUCGGUUAUCCAGAUAGAGAAGUCACUUGAUGUUGCCAAGUGUAAACACGCCAUGUCCUGAUUGACUGAUGAUCCGAUCUGCUUGAUCAGAUCACGAUGAUCGCAUGUUAAUGUCAAGUGUAAACGUAGCCAAACUGGACAAAUGCCUUUUGUCUAAGAGAACUGUAGAAACCGUUUCACUCUAAAAGGAAGCAAUAACAGGCACAUGAGAAUUCACAUUGUAGAGAAAGAGUUUUGAUCAACUUGUUAUUGUUACCAAACGUUAUUUUUCAUUUACAAUUACUUCUGUUCAUUUGGUUCUUUUAUCCAAAGCAAAUUACAGUUGAGGAAAACAACAAGCGAUUCAUCAUAAGAUGGCAAUAAACAUGAGAAGUGCCUGUUAUACAAGUUUUCAGCCAUCGUUCAAAACCAUAAAUCUAGGACAGAAAUAUAUUAAAGGGUUACUCCAAGGCAAAAGGAAAAUUUUGUCAUUAAUCACUUAGCCCCAUGUCGUUCCAAACCCGUAAAAGCUUUGUUCAUCUUCAGAACACAAUUUAAGAUAUUUUG
Messenger RNA from Cyprinus carpio (common carp), 2486 nucleotides. Its product is annotated as gastrula zinc finger protein XlCGF7.1-like. Gene Ontology annotation, cellular component: nucleus. NCBI's taxonomy places the organism in Eukaryota, Metazoa, Chordata, Actinopteri, Cypriniformes, Cyprinidae. Gene Ontology annotation, biological process: regulation of transcription by RNA polymerase II. Bases 641 to 1381 code for a protein of 246 amino acids. The record is from RefSeq and is a predicted model, not a curated record. The transcript is spliced from 2 exons. Gene Ontology annotation, molecular function: RNA polymerase II cis-regulatory region sequence-specific DNA binding; DNA-binding transcription factor activity, RNA polymerase II-specific.